Prunus armeniaca (apricot) is the source of this 291-nucleotide messenger RNA. Lineage: Eukaryota; Viridiplantae; Streptophyta; Magnoliopsida; Rosales; Rosaceae. The record is from the annotation of a GenBank genome assembly.
AUGCGCAAUGUUUCCUUGGCCACCAAGAACCCUACUGAAGGUACCUUAGGCCCCACAUGGGAAGGUCCUUAUGAGAUUACCAAAGCCGUGACACCAGUGGAGAUCGGCCAGCCCACAUACCAAACCUCCACUUAUGAUGCCGAAGCCAAUGACGAGCAGUUAGCCCUGAACCUCAACUUCAUUGACGAGCUUCGUGACCAAUCUAACAUGCGCAACGUCGCAUACAAACAGUGCAUUGCCAAGUACUAUGACUCCCGAGUCAAACCUCGUGCUUUCAAGAUUGGGGACUAA